Molecule: messenger RNA, 2651 nt
Organism: Lucilia cuprina (Australian sheep blowfly)
Lineage: Eukaryota; Metazoa; Arthropoda; Insecta; Diptera; Calliphoridae
Exons: 3
Coding region: 1357-2451 (364 amino acids)
Source: RefSeq, a predicted model, not a curated record
AAAGUCUUUAUUACAAUUCAUGUUUUGAUUUUGAAAAUAUGGUUUUAGUUUUAAAGAUUGCUUUUAUAAAAUCAUUGUAUAUUUAGAUAAAUACUUAUUUUUAUUGUUAAAAUAAGAAAUUUUUAACAUACGUUUAAUAUUAAGUAACAUCCUAACUGUUUUUUAACCAAAUAUUCGUCAAAACUAAGAUUAGUUUCCAACACGGGUGGCCAUUCACAAAUACUUACCUUUGCUAUGUAAACUUUCUUAUUUACUUGUGUAGGUAAAUAUCAUCAUGUCGAAACAAACCUACACAAGUUACCCAACAAUUCUGGGAGACAUUCCUGAAUCAGCUAUUCUCUGGUUACUUCUAGUCAUCUUACUAUCCUAAUGACUAUCUAAAUGAAUCUUCAUUUUAUCGUUUACAAAGAAAUAAUCAGAAAUCCAGUUUAAAGCAGCCACGACAGUUCUAGGAACCUUUUGCUUUAAGGUUUUAAAUGAUGAAUCUAUAGAUUACUAGCGGACACUUAAGUGAUGACUGUCUUCACUCUCAUUUAUAGUUCGUGGAAACACGCCCGGUUAAGCUAAUAUGUCUACUUAUUAGAAUUAUUCCUAGUCAAAAGAUAGACUUAAGGAGUCAAUACAUGGCCAAGCAUCUUUUCCUUUAAGAGACCAAGUAUCUAUUCUCUAGAUUACUUAAGGACAGUAAAGUGAUGACUAUCAACUUUCUAGCUAACAAUGGGGAUACUGAAAAGACGACUUUCUUUAGUCUCUUUUACCAAGAGUACUGUUUUUAAUUUUUUUUAAAUUUUCCUAUCUAUUGACUCUUUGUUCAACUGCUGGGCUAAUUCUAUAUUUAUUCUAUAUUAAAGGUAAAAUUUCAGUUAAAAACUUCUACUCGUAAUAAAAUUAGUUAAAAUGUAUUUACUUUUCAUACUUAUUUGCUUUAUCUGCCUUCUUCGUGUCUUUCCUAUAUUUUCUUAUUUUGUUUUAUCAUACAUAUUUAUAAGUAAAAAUAUAAAAACAAAAAUAUUCUACAUUUACGUAGUACCUCUCAUCGGUUUAAAUAUGUACAUAUCAAAAUUAUAACAACAACAGCAAUAAUAGUAAUAAAACAUAUCAGACAAACGUCAUACUGAUUCAUAAUAAUAAUAAUAUGAUUAUAGCAUGUGUAGAUAGAUAUACAAAAUGUUUUUAUUAAUAUGGCCCCAAAUAAUACUGUUAAUGCCAAAAGAAGCUUUUCCGACCAUGGCAUUAAUAAUAGUGACGGCAUUAGAUUUCCCUGCAAUUUCAAUCGUAUACGCAAGCUGAAAUUUCUAAAUAGUAGACUAUCCUUGUCGCACACAAUGCCUAAAUGUAUAUGUCAACCUGGUCAAAAUGGUGCCAAAUGUUGCUUCCGUUUUUCCCUCAAUAUCAAAAAAAUCUUCUUGUCUGUUUGCCUCUAAAACUAACAGCAAUCUAUCCUCAUUAAAACAUUGGUCCAUUCGAACCGGAUUGGAAGUAUACAAAAGGCUCUCUGAGAUUUCCAUAGAUUUCCAUCACACGCUCGCUAAAUCUUCUCCAAACCAAAAGCUCAACAUGCCUAAAACUCCAUCAAAGCGUCCAAUUACAUCCCUCCGUAGAUACAACGUUUACCCUUGCCGCAUCUGUAAGCGUACACAUCCACUUCGAACUUGCCGAAAAUUCCUCGCUAUGUCCAUCGCCGAUCGUCUUAAUGCCGUCCGAGCUAAUAAGUAUUGCAUAAAUUGCUUAGCACAUGACCAUUCACAAAACAGCUGUUUCUCCAAACAUGGUUGUAAGCAUUGUCAUAAGUUCCAUCAUACCUUGUUACAUGUGAACCCUAGACUGGUGAAAGAUCUUAUACCCACUCGAUCUCGUUCGCGAUCCAAAUCACCCAAUCCAGGACCAUCCAACUCCACACGAAGACAAGAGUCGUUAUCCCUUAACUCCGCAAACGAGUCGCCAACACCAUCCACUUCGAAGUCAGCAUCUCUAACGGCGAUACUACGUCAAAACACCAAUAUCUUACUUCCAACAGUACUAGUAAAAAUUGGUACCACUACAUCUCAUGCGCGGUGUUUGUUAGACUCUGGCUCGCAAUUUAGUAGGGUAUCGCGUAAGUUAGUGGAUAAACUCAACUUAACAGCGUAUUCUCUCCACGAGGAGACUAUUUGUCCAUUAGUGCUUAAGUCAAGAUUUGAUUCCUCUUCCCAGAUCGAGGGUACAUUCAGGGUUGACAACAGAAUCUCCUUGCAUACACCAGUCCAGUCACUUCCUGACUCUUACAAAAAGAAUUUUAAAGAUCUAUUCCUCGCGGACUCAAAAUUCUACGAAUCCGCAUCCAUCGAUAUAAUAAUAGGCGUUGAUCUGUAUCCAAAGGUCAUGUGUCAGGGAGUUUUCUCUAGGGUAGGUUUUCCCACCGCCCAAAGCACCAUUUUCGGAUGGACAAUUUUCGGUCCUUGUUCUUUAUAAAUACUGAAAUGCACUUUUAGACAUAUGUAUAUAGCGAAUAACAAAUCGUACUUAAUUGAAUUAAGUUAUUGAAUUCAAAUAAUAAAAACUACUUUGAAUUGUAUCCUAGUUUAAGAUAUAAUAUUGAAAAAAAAAACAAUGAAUUUUGAAUAAAAAUGUGUUUCUCCUUUCCUAAACUAUUAGAAAUAAGAUAAUCUAUU